Messenger RNA from Armigeres subalbatus, 1313 nucleotides. RefSeq names its product persulfide dioxygenase ETHE1, mitochondrial-like. The transcript has 7 exons. The record is from RefSeq and is a predicted model, not a curated record. Bases 187 to 1071 code for a protein of 294 amino acids. Gene Ontology annotation, molecular function: sulfur dioxygenase activity. Lineage: Eukaryota; Metazoa; Arthropoda; Insecta; Diptera; Culicidae. Gene Ontology annotation, biological process: glutathione metabolic process; hydrogen sulfide metabolic process. Gene Ontology annotation, cellular component: mitochondrion.
GCCUAAUCACAAUCGCAAAUUGAAUAACUCUGAUCCUGCACCGAUGUUUAUGAGAUCAUCAAUCGUUCAGAGUGAUGUGCGGAUUUAAGGCUACUUCGGUCGCGGACUCAUCUCGUUCGGUGCUUAGUGAGUGUUUGCAUUUCGACAACAACAGAUCCAUCAUACCCACACCACGCAAGUGAGAUCAUGACCGUCGUCAGUCGUAUUUUGAGCGCUUCCAGCAAGAUUCUCCUGUUGCCAUCGCGAGGCAUUGCCACAACACCAGUGUCUCACAUAAAGCCCAGUGCCUUCAGUCAGAUAGCCCAAAGUAGCAGUAAGCUUCGGAACGUGACCAUGUUAGCAGAACGUAAACCUUUCUCGGCGGACUUUUUCUUCCGUCAGCUUUUCGACGACAAUUCAUGGACCUACAGUUACUUGUUGGCUGAUAUAAAUUCCAAAGAAGCUGUUCUUAUCGAUCCUGUAUUGGAACAAGCCACGCGUGAUACCAAGCUGAUCCAGGAACUGGGAUUUAAACUCAUUUACGCAUUAAAUACUCACAUGCAUGCCGAUCACAUUACUGGUACCGGAUACCUAAAGCAGUUACUUCCCGGAACGAUCAGCGUGAUUUCCGAAGCUAGUGGGGCAAAAGCCGACAAAUUUCUGAAAGACAACGAAGUGGUUAAGUUCGGUCGAUUCGAGUUGAAGGCCCUGUGUACUCCGGGUCACACUAACGGCUGCAUGACAUUUGUAGUCGAAGAACAGGGCAUUGCAUUCACCGGAGACACGCUACUGAUUCGCGGUUGUGGGCGUACCGAUUUCCAGGAAGGCGAUUCACGAACAAUGUAUAAGUCGGUUCACGAAAGGAUUUUCACCCUUCCGGACAAUUUCAGACUUUUUCCCGCUCAUGAUUACAAGGGUAACAUGGAGACAUCCGUUGCCGAAGAGAAACAAUACAACCCGCGCCUCACGAAGGACUUGGACGCUUUUGUCGAACUGAUGGCUAACUUGAACUUGCCCUACCCAAAGAUGAUUGACAAAGCUGUACCCGCUAACCGUGAAUGUGGACUCUACGACAUACCAAAGGACAAGUGAAGAACAAAUCAAGCAAAAUCACAAACAUAUACCGGUUUAACAUCUACUUAUGAUCCGAAGCAAUAUCAGCUUUUAAGCAGUAUUUUAUGUUACUUGUAUGGUGAUCAAAUUUUGGGGUUUCACCGAAGAGUUUACUUUUUGUUAAAUAUAUAAAAAAAAUGCUUCAGUGGUCGAUCAAAUAUCAGGACAUGCAGCAAAUAUCAAGAACGUACUUGAACAAUAAACCUAUAUCUUGGCUUGUA